AUGGCCGUAGACGAACUGCCAUCCGUCGUCAUCCCCGGCAACAUCCUCGGCCCUGCGUCGAAAUACAUCUCCGGCCCCGGGACGCAUGUCCACCAAGGCAAUCUUGUUUCCUCGCUCCUCGGCAGGGUCAAUGUGGCGCAACCUGCAAAGGCCCUCGGGCCCGCGAAACGGCUCAACAAAAUCACCGCUCCUGUCCCAGAGGAACUGCCCACCGUUUCCGUCUCAAGACGCGGCCGCGACCGCGAGAUCCUGCCCGACGUGAACCACGUCGUCCUGGCCCGCGUUGUGCGCCUCAUGCCCAAGCAGGCCAUUGUCGUCAUUCACCAGGUGGGGGAUAGCGUUCUGCAGACCGAGUGGCAGGGCGUCAUCCGCGUGCAAGACGUACGUGCCACCGAGAAGGACAAGGUUAAGAUAUAUGAGUCCUUUAAGCCGGGAGACAUUGUCAGGGCACAAGUGAUCUCGCUGGGAGACCAGGCGAACUACUAUCUCUCGACCGCCGCCAACGAGCUGGGUGUCAUUAUGGCCACGAGCGAGGCUGGCAACGACAUGGUGCCUGUGAGCUGGAAGGAGUACAAGGAUCCCGAGACGGGUCUGAGCGAGUCAAGAAAGGUGGCGAAGCCCAGCUAA
Molecule: messenger RNA, 627 nt
Organism: Metarhizium album ARSEF 1941
Lineage: Eukaryota; Fungi; Ascomycota; Sordariomycetes; Hypocreales; Clavicipitaceae
Product: exosomal core protein CSL4
Exons: 2
Coding region: 1-627 (208 amino acids)
Biological process (GO): RNA processing
Cellular component (GO): cytoplasm; nuclear exosome (RNase complex)
Molecular function (GO): RNA binding
Source: RefSeq, a predicted model, not a curated record